GGCUGUGUCAGUCCCGUCAGUCCCGUCAGUCCCGUCAAACAAAAGUCAACUUUGGGGUUUGUUAUUGUGUCCUCUCGAGGCUUGAAUCCCGCGGUCGAAUCGCUGCCUGGACCUGCCUGGACCUCUCUGGACCUCUGCGGAUGCCCAUGGAGCGUCUCAUCAUCCAAAAUGAGGCCCAUAAGGCCGAACUGGGCCAGAGUCUGGUCCAAUCCCGCGCCUCGGGCUUGCAUUCCGACGUGAUCUUGCAUUGCGGGUCCGGACGCACUCAUACUUGUCACCGAUUGGUCCUGGCCUCCAUGUCGGAUUGGUUGCGAGACCUGCUGGCCCUCACCGAUCCCGAAUCCGAGGUCCACAUCAGCCUGCCCGAGAUGGAACCCGCGGUUUUGGAGAUCGUGGCCCAAUUCACUUACGAGGGUACGGUGAAAAUCCCCAAAACUUUGGUGGAGAAAGUCUGCGAAGCGGCCCAUCGACUGAAAAUCAAGUUUCUCAAAGAUUCCUUUGUUAAGAUCAAUCAAAAGGACUUUCAGGCUAUUAAAGAUGGGCGGAAAACGCUCAAACCUCUGAGCUCACCGCCGCUCAAUACCAGUCCCGCCGCAUCGCCCGUGAAACUCGCCAAGCCCGUUACCAAAAUGGUGAAAUCGCCACCCAAAGGGUUGAACCUACCGACAAAAGGGACGGACAAGAAUAAUUCCGCCGGUUCGGAUACGGAUUCGGCCGAAUCCGACGAAGAGAACAAUAGCAAUCCCACCAAACCUCCAGGUAUUGAGAGCACUAACGAGCUGGGCACUUCACCCAAAGCCGCCAAGAUCGCCAAUAAUAAUCGACGCCGAAUCAAGACUCAAGCGGGCAAAGACGUGAAGUCGCCCACGGGCAAGCCUCCAACCGCCGCUCAGCCUCCGCCUAAUAUCAUGUUCACCCUGACCAAGCAGCUUGAAGACGACAAGACCAACGCCAUUUCCGAGGCCGGCCAUCUCUUGGUUCAUUUUCAAAAGGACAGUAAUGCGGAGAACAAGAAUCCCGUCAAGCUCAAUCCGGCUUCACCCAACCUCCAAAAACGGGUCAUUCUCACCACGACCGCUGGACCCACCCUCCCCAAUCUUCCCCCUGGAGUCACUUUGCCCACCCGCCCCGCCAUAUCCCUGCCUACUGCGCCCGUGCCCUUGGCCAACGUGAAGAAAGUGGUCAUUCCGCCCAUGGUCCGUGGCAAACUAGGUAGCACGGCCGCUAAAUUUGUGGUCACCACCUCCACCCCACAAUCACCACCCUCAAUCACCCGUGGGGUCUCCUCCAUGGUCACGUUAGGAGGCAGUGGCGGAGGCAAGAUGCCGAUUCAAGUCCAGACGGUGCGACAACCGGACGGGCGAGAAAUCCGGGUGAUCUGUAAAACGCCCGGGACCACAUUCUUGAAAACAACCAUGGCUAAUACAUCGUCGUCCGUUCGGACUGUUCCUGGUUCAGGCCCUGCCUUGUCGAAAGAUGUUCUAGCAAGAGCCAUGCAAGCCAUCACAUCGACGGCGAGUGCCAUGCCCGGUAUGAAAGGGCUCAGUCCGAACGCUCCCGUGAUUCGGAUGGUCAGUCCAUCAAAAGCCAUGGGUCCCAAACCGACCCAAAUUGCACUUCAGCCCAAGCCCUCGAGCACCUCGGCCAAGGUUGUCGCUAAUAAAACCGUCACCAAAACCGUGCUUCCCACCCGGAAUCCCACUCUCGGCGCUCCCGCCCCGAUCUCCACCCAAUCAAAAGCCGAUCGCCUGAGUGUGAGUGCGCCCAAACCUGGCAUUCCGGCCACUGUUCCAGAUGACUUCUUGGAGGAUCCCAACGAGGAGAAAUCAAGUUCAGAUUCCAAGGGCUCUAUUAAGACAGGCUCGGAUAAAAAAGGCGCCAAUAAAAAUAAUAAGCGCGGGGCAACUAACACCCACCUCAAAUCUAAGACAACUUCCAACACUGAGGCCGUCAAAUCCAAAACAUUAUCGGCCAACAAAAGUAAAACCUCGCAAAAACCUGUGCCUGAGAUCGAUCCAAACGUGAGAAGUAGUGGCCGGGCCAGGAAGAUCAAUCCCAAGUACAAGAACGAUGACGACGACGAUGAAGAGGAAUCCGAGUCCAACUCUUCCAUACUAACUCCUCCACGCCCCUCCAACCCAAAGUCAAUCCCGGGAGCGGUUAAAAAAGCCAAUGUCUCCUCAGCUGUAUCCGCGCCCAAUGUCAAGAAGCGCAAACUGGAAACGACCGAGGAAGAGGCUGACGAGUCCAAGGGCGAGGCUGAAGAUCCUGAGAAUGGCCCAUCGCCGCCCAAGCAGGCCCGAUCUAGGCGGAGUGGAGCUCCUCCUCCGGAAUCACCCGCUCCCGCCAUCAAGAAAGAAAGCGGCUCUCCCAAAUCAACAGCCACCACUACCAAAUCAGCCAGUACAAAUGCCAGUGGCAGAAAUAAGCGAUCUGCAACUGCCACGCCCACCCCCAAGCCUACCUCUGCACCCGCCACUCGCAGAGUUCCCUCAAGGAGUGCCAAGUCUGAUUCGACUCUGCCGGAAAAGCGCGUUCGCAAACAAAGAAUCUUGUAAAGAGAGAGGUGUUUUUUGGUUUCAUCCGAUAUUCCUUUGAGUUUUACACGUUUUACAAGACUGGUCUCUGAACCUAUUUACAAAACCGAAGUAUCAAAUGACACAACGAUUUAUGAAGUUCAAAAUAUUAGAUAGUGUGUGUAUAUAUAUAUAUAUAUAUAUUGGGCCACUCAUGGUCAAAUGAUCCCUCCUCUUCAACUCUUUCCCACCACUCUGUUUUGAUCUGAUACUAUUGAUAGUUAUCACAAAUUCUUUGCGUAUCCAAUUGCUAUUCAUGUAAUUACUUUUGUUGCACAAUUUUGUUUGGCCUCUUUUUUAUUUGGUCCUCGUAACCUUGCUAUAAUGUAAAUUCGGAAUGAAUAUCUCUCGUUAUCUGGUUAUAAGAAUGAAAAUAUUCUUGACAACUGACAUUUAGCAAAUAAAAAGAUUUGUAAAAAAGCA
Molecule: messenger RNA, 2999 nt
Organism: Tigriopus californicus
Lineage: Eukaryota; Metazoa; Arthropoda; Copepoda; Harpacticoida; Harpacticidae
Product: mucin-5AC-like
Exons: 2
Coding region: 141-2558 (805 amino acids)
Cellular component (GO): cytoplasm; ubiquitin ligase complex
Molecular function (GO): protein binding
Source: RefSeq, a predicted model, not a curated record